UGUAUGUGUAUAAAUUAUGGGUAUUAUGCGCUGUUUCUUAUAUGGAGAACUUGCUGAGUUGCUGAUGCUCAAUCUCUGUUCUAAUUGGACUAAGAGGCCUGUGUUGAUUCUUCAGUUUAUUCAAGUUAGAAAUGUUAAUGGUCUUCUAUUUAUGCGUACUCUUCCUCACACAUCUAAGCUAUUCGUCAAUCCAGGCUUUGAGGUUGUUUCUUCAUUUACUAACAGGCUUUAUGCGGGAGGCAUUCGGACUGAUGAGCCAGUUCAGUUCCUUCGACCUCGUGUUCCUGAAGUUAAUAUGAGACAAGACAUGCUGAAUUUGCACCCAAAGAAAACUAUUUCUCAACUCAGUGAAUCUGAUGAGUUUUCACAGGAGGCUAUUUAUAUUGUCCAUGGCGGGAUUGUUGCUGCGCUGAAAAAUGAAGCAUGGACAUAUCCAUCUUGUAUAUGUCAUGGAGAAUUGAUUGUUCGGACUGGUGUGUAUGAGUGUGUCACCUGCCAGCGGUUUUUCUACACCAUGAUUCGCAGGUAUCGGGUAAAUGUUGAGGUCUUUGAUGGUCAUGAGAGUGUUGUAUUUGUGUUAAAUCACUCAGAGCGUGAGUUUGAUGCUUAUUAUCCAUCUGAAGUUGAAGAGAAAGUUGUUGGAAAGGAACUUUUGUUCAAGGUCUCCAAAAUAGUUGGCUUAACGUUGAAUGGACUUCCUUGCUAUCAGGUUCUCAGGAUCUGUUCUGAUCUUGAGAUCAUUUCUGCAUUUCACACUGAAGAAACAAUUGCCAAUCCAAUGGAGGUCAUAGGUAAUGAUGGAAACCAAUCUGAAGGUGGUGCUGGAGAUGGCGAAAGUAGCAAGACCACUGUUGUUUCGAAGCAAGUUAAAAGGAAAUUAAAUGGUGAGGUUCAUAAUGGCAACCAUGAUAAUCAGCUUAAGUUCAAUUCUGAUGAUUAUCAGGUGAGGAAGAAAACUGAAUUGACUAUUGAUUAUUCAGUAACAAUUGUUCGUCUUGGAGCUAUGAGUAUUGAUCAUGAGGAGUCUGAUGACGUUGCUGUGAAAGAUGAAGCACUUGAUCAUGAGGAGUCUGUUAAAGUUGCUGUGGAACAUGAUGAUAAGACUGAGGAUGUUGUUGAAGAACUCCAGAAGUUAAAGGUUGAUGAUGAUGAUGUAGUUCAUGACUGAGUGCUAUAUAGUAUAAGACUAUGCCUUUCUUUGUAUAAUGGGGCAGCUUAGUAUAUUCAGACUCUAUAUGAUUAUGUUAUGAGGCCAACUUUUGGUACUAUGGGCCGAUCCAUUAUGUUCAGUCUGACUUAUUUGUGGGUUUAAUAUGUUUAUUAUCCAGUUAGAAGAUGUGUGCUACAAGGAGAUUUAUUUUGUAAUAUGUUGUGAGCAACACUAUCCACAUGAAUCACUUCUACCUUAUCAAUAUAAUUUUAUGUUUGUAUA
Lotus japonicus is the source of this 1432-nucleotide messenger RNA. RefSeq lists its product as uncharacterized. NCBI's taxonomy places the organism in Eukaryota, Viridiplantae, Streptophyta, Magnoliopsida, Fabales, Fabaceae. The record is from RefSeq and is a predicted model, not a curated record. The transcript has 7 exons. Bases 17 to 1168 code for a protein of 383 amino acids.